Messenger RNA from Beauveria bassiana ARSEF 2860, 1869 nucleotides. Its product is annotated as cupin domain-containing protein. The record is from RefSeq and is a predicted model, not a curated record. The transcript has 3 exons. Gene Ontology annotation, biological process: attachment of mitotic spindle microtubules to kinetochore; spindle attachment to meiosis I kinetochore; kinetochore assembly. Gene Ontology annotation, cellular component: kinetochore. NCBI's taxonomy places the organism in Eukaryota, Fungi, Ascomycota, Sordariomycetes, Hypocreales, Cordycipitaceae. Gene Ontology annotation, molecular function: centromeric DNA binding. The coding region runs from base 1 to 1869 and encodes 622 amino acids.
AUGGCCCGUCCGACGAGGCGCCCCGAUGAAGCUUCGCCGCAAGGUCUUUAUCAACUCGGUGUCCAAGGAAGAAAAACCGGCGCGACACUGAAGGACGAUGGCAAACGCGAUGAACAGGGCAUGAUGCCUACCGAGGGCCUUUUCUCUUCCCCGGGAGGCAAUACUACACAAGUAUCCGUCGCGGCGCCGACAAAGGAACCAAUACGGCAGGCUACGCCGCCGUCAGCGGUGGAUGAGGAUGCCAGCGCUCCCAUGGAAAUAGCUUCAAGCGAUGGUCCUGGUCCGGGAACUGUUCUUCGAGAAAGCAGGAACUUCAAGCUUCCUCUUCCAAAAGGCCGAUCUCCGGCCAAGACAAAUGCGAGCUUACUACGCUCUCCGGCGAAACGAAAUCCCAACAUAUCGCCAAUGCGCCCAUCUCCCGCAGACUUGAGUGCACGGCACAUCGACUUUAGCAGUCCUUUGAAAAGGAGUAGCGGGCGGAGACGCCCGAGCACUAUAGGAGAAACUCCAAGCGACGACUCAAUAAAUGCACUCUUGGGCGAGUCAACAGGAAUGGUUGGUGCGAACCAAAUACAAACAGACUACCGGACCGUAAAUGAGUAUAGCCCCAGCGUACGGUCACCUCAACCUACACCAGUCAUGUCUGAAAAGGCUAGGGGGAAACAAAGGGCGGUCUCUAGCAAGUCACCCACGAGGCCCUCGCUUAGAGAGCCAGCGCCACCGAGUGUUUCACCGCCGGCGCCAUUUCCUGAUGAGCCCAGCAUAUACGUUCAGGAUCCCGCGCCGGAGCCAGAGCCAGAGCUAGAGCCGGCACCAGAGCUGCCGCGAUAUUCGUCAUCACCACAUGCUCCGAUACGUGAGCCAUCUAUUUCGAUACCCUCGCCACAACCACAGACGCACAAGCGUCCCACAACGGCUGUUUCGCCGACAGAAUCAACAGUGCGCCGUUCUCGUGACGAAGAGGAUGAUCGCAGAGACCGCGCAAAACGACAGAGGCAAACAGAAUCUGUAGUAUCUCGGCGUAGCGAGCAAGCGGCCAAGCGAAGACCCGGGCGACCGCUGAAGAACGGAGGCGGAAAACGUGGACCUGGACGCCCGCGAAAGAGUGACGAAGAAUCCGAUGGAGAAGAGGGCGAAUCUUUGAUGACAUUACAAAGAGGGCCGCCGAUGCCCAAAUCACGAGGCCUAGUCUCCAUGCGUCGCGAUGCCACCGCUGGAGUCGAGUCUCGGCAUAGAGGCAACGACGCCGAUUGGUGGGCUGACUUUCAGAAUGACGAUCCUACGUACGGAUACGAGCCGGCUCGCGGCCAACGCCUUGCAUCGCAGGCUAGCACUAGGCACCGACGUCGCCCAGCCGCCGCCAUGGUCGACGAGGAGGAGGAGCUCGAGGAUUGGGAGGUCGAUCCUGGCAGCAUAACUGCUGAGAUCGUGCUCUGGGAGCCCGAACACGAGCACAAUCCACCUGGGCCCGACGACACCGUGCAGGUCACUGACGAGCGAAUCGCCAUUACAGCCGAGGCCAUCAAGACUGUUGAGAUUAGUAACUCGGACGCUCGCUACGCCAAACCGCUGACGAUGCCAUUCAUGGGUGCCGGAUUGGUCGAUUUGCCACCGGGGUCGGAGAAGCGCCCCAAAAACUCGCGCAAGAUGCAUCUUGUGUUUUUCGUGCACUACGGCAAAGUCACUGUCAGCAUCAACGAGGUGCAGUUUCGCAUCUCGGCCGGCGGCAUGUGGUUUGUGCCGCGCGGCAACUACUACAACAUUUCAAACGACUAUGACUCUCCUGCUAGGGUAUACUUUGCGCAGGCCUGUGAGGUAUCGCCUUUGCCGGGGGUAACGGAAGACAUGACGCAGACGAUUGUGGCCUAG